AUGACAGUCAGAAACGUCAGAAAUGCGGACUGUCAUAGAAUAGAAAAAAAAAAGAAUAUUGCAGGUUUGAUACGUCAGGUUAUACUCAAUGAAGUGAAUUUUUAGAGCAAAUUAUCGGUUCGUCGCUACCGAGUCGGACAGACAGGGUGACGAACGUCGAAGGCAGUGUCACAACAUGCGAUAAUGAGAGGAUUCAACGAAUUUCUCGCGACCUGCGUCGUAUUGCAAUAUCUGUACGGUGUGGGCAUCACACACUUGCUCAUCAAUGUCAAAAAUCAGGGUGGUGAUAUUCUUUUAGAAACAAUCUCCUCUAAUGUUACGGAAGAUCUGAUCACUCUCGAGUUCCAACGUUCUGAUGGCACAUUGGUCACACAACUUAUUGAUUUCAAAAAUGAAGUUCAAGUCAUAAAAGCUUUGGUGCUUGGUGAGGAGGAACGCGGACAAAAUCAAUAUCAAGUAAUGUGUUUUGUGAAUCACUUUUAUAAAGUAGAUUUCAUAUCAUCUGACGCAAUGUCCAAAUUGCGUCAAAAAAAUCCAGGUACUGUACGUGUAGCGGAAGAGGAUAGGGGUCAUGUCAAUUAUACAAUGGACCUUUUUCUGGAUGUGUCCCAGUCUAAGGAAAUUUCGAAACACGUUACAACACUCUGCGCAGAAGCAUCUGGGUCAACUUAUACUAGAAACGAUGAUAUAAAGCAAUGGAUUCAAAGACCAGGCUCAUCAGAAGAGCUACUCAUGGCAGCUAUAUAUAACUUUACAACUGUAUCGCAAUCUGGUACAAACGAUUCAAGAUCAGUGCUGAUUUCCAAAUGCGCUGAUACAUCCAAUCUCUGGGCACCUUGCACGUGCUCUUUGGAAUUGUGUAUCGGUUGGUAUCCGUGUGGUCUAAAGUUUUGCAAAGGAAAAUCCGAUGGCAAAAAAAUAGCCAGCACCUAUCGAUGCGGUAUAAAAACCUGUAAGAAAUGUUUUAUAUUCUCAUAUUAUUCAAAAAUGAAACAGAACUGUCUGUGGGAUGAAUGACAUAUAAGAACGCUGUAGAUAGCAAUUUUUAAUUGAAUGAAACUAUAUGCGUGCAUUACAAUGGAGUAGGACAAAAUUAGAACGGAGAAUUAUUCUGUUAUAAACGUAUUAAACAUCUUGAGUUAAUUUUAUGAAGAAAAAGAGAUAUAUGAAUAUAGUUAAAAUGCAGAACAAAAUUUGUUGAAUAAAUAAAACUUCUAAUACUCUCUUCAUAUAAAAAAAAACUUGAUAUUAAAUAUUUUAAUU
Pseudomyrmex gracilis is the source of this 1263-nucleotide messenger RNA. RefSeq names its product out at first protein (gene oaf). The record is from RefSeq and is a predicted model, not a curated record. Lineage: Eukaryota; Metazoa; Arthropoda; Insecta; Hymenoptera; Formicidae. The transcript is spliced from 4 exons. The coding region runs from base 184 to 1017 and encodes 277 amino acids.